AUGUCAAAUAAUUCCAAAGAUAAUUCAAAUAACAAUUUAUUGUUUGAUGAUGGCAAUGGGAAUAAUGAUGACAAAAAUAGUGAUUCAAAAGUGUUCAUUAAUAGACCGAGUUUAGGUUUAAAAUUAUGGGGGCCUUUAGUUCCUGCCGCAGAUAACAGAAAGGGACUUUGGGCACUGUUAUCUAUUCAGACAGCUAUUGGUGUCUAUGCCUUCUAUAGGUUCCAUAAAUUAUCUACUACUAGCCGUAUGCCGGUCAAAUUCAGUAAUAGCAGUACUUAUUAUAAUUUGCCACCAAGUUUGAAUAGAUUCGCUAAUCCACAGACAACAGUGAUGACCACUCGUUUCCAGUCUGGUAGAUAUUUGACUUGGAGGAAAAUUGGUGCUUUAUUGACAGGUGUUGUCUUAUUAUCACAAUCAUGUUUAGAGUUUUGUAGGUUAAUGUUACUACCAUUUGAUCCCUGGUACGAUGAAGCAAAAUUAAUGAGAGAUAAAAAAUUCUUCAAUGAUAUUAUUAAAUUCUAUUAUUACAAAGACGAUAAAAGCAUUGAUUCAAUAAAAAUAGUCAAGAUUGUAAAUUCUAGCUUAGAUAUCAAAACUGACCAGAUUAAUAAGAAUGGAAAUAGAAAUACAGAAGAUAUGUCGUGGGAUGAUGAUAAUGAUAGAAAUUCUCUAGGGUCAGCUGAAAGGGAAAAUAUACAAACAAAAACAUUAAAUGCCACUGAACUGAGACAAAGUAUGGCUAUCCUUAAAGCUCAAAAGGAACAAGCUAAUCCAGUUAUUAAAUGGUUUGGUCCUAUUGACUAUAAACCAAUGUCAUUUGGAAAAUAUUUAGAUCUAUUAGAAUAUUAUUUAUCUAUGAGGGAAAAUCUGGAAAUUAAUAGACAUAAUAACAUAGAUAACAAGAAUAGUAGUAUUUUAAGUAAUGCUAUUUUAAUACGGCCUGGUUGGGAAGAAGAAUACACGGAAUUAUGCAAAAAAAAUCAAAACUGGAGAGAACAUCUUCUUAAGCAUUCAUAUAGUUUAUCAAAGGUAAAUGCUGUUGAGUAUUCUAAUUCAAAUGACGAAAAUUCAGAGUCAUCAAGCAUUCCUACAAAAGCUCUAGCUAGAAAUAUAAUUAUUGAUCCAGCCAUGAAAUCUAAGGAAAAUCUGGAUUUAGAUGAGAUCUGGACUUUGCACGAUCCAUGGAUAAAUCUGGCUUUAGACACAUCUUUGAGUAUUAAAUUUAUUCCUACAUCAAUAAAAAAGAAAAAUGACGAGUAA
Molecule: messenger RNA, 1260 nt
Organism: Arxiozyma heterogenica
Lineage: Eukaryota; Fungi; Ascomycota; Saccharomycetes; Saccharomycetales; Saccharomycetaceae
Gene: MGR1
Product: Mgr1p
Exons: 1
Coding region: 1-1260 (419 amino acids)
Cellular component (GO): mitochondrial inner membrane
Source: RefSeq, a predicted model, not a curated record